Molecule: messenger RNA, 691 nt
Organism: Coccidioides immitis RS
Lineage: Eukaryota; Fungi; Ascomycota; Eurotiomycetes; Onygenales; Onygenaceae
Exons: 2
Coding region: 149-562 (137 amino acids)
Biological process (GO): autophagosome assembly; protein folding in endoplasmic reticulum
Cellular component (GO): membrane; EMC complex; endoplasmic reticulum
Source: RefSeq, a predicted model, not a curated record
CGUCCUUGAACUCCUUGGGAAUCUCGAGUUUUUCGGUUCAUUGCUAUAAUCCAACCGAGUCUGUGAACAACCUACAUUUCCCAAAACGAAGGUCCAGUGAACGACGAAAGCGAGCCGAUUCAAACUACAUACCUUUUUGAUAUCCAUCAUGCCACCAACGAACCAAGAGCUCUCCCUCCUUAUAAACCCUCUCGUCCCAGAAUCAGUCGCACAUAACACCCGCACGCUUUCGAACAUCCAUUCCAUCACUUCCUUCCUACUCGGCCUAGCCGCUGGCAUCCUCGGCCUCCAGUCCUCCGGCGGGUUUAUAUUCUAUCUUCUCGGCACACUAUUCGUCUCGUUUCUCUUCCAUGCGUUGCUGAUCGGGUUCGACGGUAAGCGAACGAGUGGUGGGUUCGGUGUUGGUGCGUAUUUCCCCGGGAGCGGAGAGAUUGUUGGUCAGGGGAAAGGAUUGAGGAGACGAGGGGCGUGGAGAGAUGUUUGGCUCAGUGGCGGCGUGUCUGGGGAAGCGUUGAGCGGAUUCGUGCUAGGAUGGGCGGGGGUUGGGGGUGUGUUAAGAUGAUGCUAUACAGUGGUCUGGGGCUGAUGAGGACAUUGUAUGUACUAUAUAUUGGGCUUAUUUUGUGUGUGAGGCUUCUUUUCUUUUUUUCACCUGCGUUGGUUGUAUAGCUAAUGAAGCCAUUUUGCCCAA